Messenger RNA from Rosa rugosa (rugosa rose), 1668 nucleotides. RefSeq names its product zinc finger protein CONSTANS-LIKE 16. Gene Ontology annotation, biological process: regulation of DNA-templated transcription. The record is from RefSeq and is a predicted model, not a curated record. Lineage: Eukaryota; Viridiplantae; Streptophyta; Magnoliopsida; Rosales; Rosaceae. The coding region runs from base 121 to 1500 and encodes 459 amino acids. Gene Ontology annotation, cellular component: nucleus. Gene Ontology annotation, molecular function: zinc ion binding; protein binding. The transcript has 2 exons.
UGAAGCCACCUCAAUAUUCCUUUGCAUUUCAUCCAACACUAAACUUUAGCUCAGUUACUUUUACUCUCUGCAAUAUAUUGCGUCAUUCCAUCGAAAAUCUUCAGCUGUUUCAGCUGCGCUAUGAUCACCGAAAAGAAAGCUGCUAAUGCCAUGGGAGGCAACAGUUUGCGAGCCUGCGACAGCUGUCUAGUGAAGCGGGCACGGUGGUUUUGCGGCGCAGAUGAUGCUUUUCUUUGUCAGAGAUGUGAUGCUUCUGUACACUCGGCUAACCUCUUAGCCAGCAGACACGAGAGGGUUCGUCUCAAGUCUGCAUCUCACAAGCUCGGUGAUCACUUGGCAAUUGAGCCUCCGGUGCCAACUUGGCAGCAGGGGGUCAAGCGCAAGGCACGGACUCCCCGUGGCCAUGGGAAUCAUAACAAGAGUGGCAAAGAUGAAGCUGGGAAGGUUCUAGGGCAGUCUAUGCCUUUUGUGCCGGAGAUUGGGAGCGAAGAAGUUGACUAUUGUUGCCUAGAGGAUGAUCAUGAGAGUGAAGAUCUUGAGCAGCUGCUUUAUAGGGUCCCCAUAUUCGACCCUUUUGAAGCUGAGCUUUGCAAUAACAUGACAAAUAUUGAUCAUCAUGAGGUCAAAAUGGGAAAUGGUCAUGAAGAUUAUGGAGCUCGGACUAGUAGUCCGAGCGACGAGUUGGAUAAUUUGCAAGGGCUAAUUCUACCUUCGGAUAUGGAGCUCGCAGAGUUUGCUGCUGAUGUUGAGAACAUGCUUGGGAAGGGACUUGAUGAGGACUGCAGUGACAUCAAGGGUUUGGGACUACUGGAUGGGACCAAAGAAGAAGAGGACCAUGGUAUGGAUGUUUGUAUUUGCAUUGAAGAGAGGAAGCUAGUGAAGAUUGAAGAGGAGGAGGAUCAAGGAAUGGAAUGUGAAUUCAAUCCUUCGGUGCUGGAUUGGAACUUGGAUUAUGAUGAUGAGUCAGCUGCGGUGUUGCUUGGGGGAAGUACUAGUACUGAUCAGAAGGAGGAGGAGAAGGUAGCAGUGCUCAUGGAGGCCGAGAAGAAGAGGAAGAAGAUAUGUUUGAGGCUGAAUCAUGAGGCAGUCAUUAGUGCCUGGGCAAGCCGAGGCUCUCCAUGGACCACCGGAGUUAAGCCGGAGCUCAAUCCCGACGAUGGCUGGCCCGACUGCAUGGGCAUAUGGGGCACAGAUCAGAUUAUGAAUUUGCAAGGAUACGGAGAUGGUAGUGCAGCAGGGUGCAGGAUGGGAAUGAGAGGCGAUAAUGAGCAGCGGCCGGGAAGAGAAGCAAGAGUAUCGAGGUACAGAGAGAAGCGGAGGACACGAUUGUUUUCGAAGAAGAUUAGAUACGAAGUAAGGAAGCUCAACGCGGAGAAGAGGCCUAGAAUGAAAGGUCGAUUCGUUAAGAGAACCUCCUUCCAGAUGGGGAUGGGGAGUAGUUCUACUACUAAUACUUCUACUGCACCUCACUACCAGCAGCACCAGCACCUCAAAAAAUAACAGUACUGUACUGAGGAGUACGGACAGAUCAUGAUCAACUCCCAAUUUCGCUUGUUUUGUGGCAAAAUUGGUCUGACUAAUUAAUUGAUGUAUGCAUGCAUAUGGCCCAUAUAUCAUAUAUCAUAUAUGGCCUGCUUUACAAUAAAUGAAGUAUAUAACUUGGUAGCU